GUCACACCGGAACUGAGCUCUCUUGUCUCAGUUGUUGGGGACAUUGAAAAGAGACGUACUGUUGUCGCGUCGUCGCUAGAAGUUAAAGCACAGCACCGUCAAGCCUUCGAUCAGGAAGACUUGGGAGCAGUCAAAACAUGAAUGUGAACCAGGGGACAGUGGGCAGUGACCCAGUGAUUCUAGCCACAGCUGGAUACGACCACACCGUCAGAUUCUGGCAAGCCCACAGUGGUAUUUGCACACGAACCGUCCAGCACCAAGACUCGCAAGUGAACUCACUGGAAGUGACACCUGACAGGAGCAUGAUCGCAGCUGCAGGAUAUCAGCACAUCCGCAUGUACGACCUGAACUCCAACAACCCAAACCCGGUUAUCAACUACGACGGCGUCAGCAAGAACAUCACGUCAGUGGGCUUCCAUGAAGAUGGUCGCUGGAUGUACACAGGAGGUGAAGACUGCAUGGCGAGGAUUUGGGACCUCAGGUCAAGAAGUCUCCAGUGUCAGCGUAUAUUCCAGGUCAACGCCCCAAUCAACUGCGUGUGCCUGCAUCCGAACCAGGCGGAGCUGAUCGUUGGAGAUCAGAGUGGUGUGAUUCACGUUUGGGACCUGAAGACGGACCACAAUGAACAGCUAAUCCCUGAGCCAGAAGUGUCAGUCAACGCCGUUCACAUAGACGCUGAUGCGAGCUACAUGGCAGCAGUAAACAGUUCAGGAAACUGUUACGUCUGGAACCUAGCUGGAGGCCUCGGUGAUGAAGUGACACAGAUGAUUCCUAAAACCAAAAUUCCUGCACACAAACGCUACUCGCUUCGAUGCAAGUUCAGUCCAGAUUCUACCCUGCUGGCCACCUGCUCCGCAGACCAGACGUGUAAGAUCUGGAGGACGUCUAACUUCUCUCUGAUGACUGAGUUGAGCAUCAAGAGCAACAACCCUGGAGAGACUUCCCGGGGCUGGAUGUGGGACUGUGCCUUCUCUGGAGACUCCCAGUACAUCGUCACUGCCUCUUCAGACAACUUGGCUCGUCUGUGGUGUGUGGAGACUGGAGAGAUCAAGAGGGAAUACAGCGGUCACCAGAAGGCUGUGGUGUGUCUGGCCUUCAAUGACAGCGUGUUGGGCUGAAGACCAAAGGCCAGAAAGUUGACUAAAGACUGGAGAGAGAUUAUUUUCCUUCAGAGUGCUUCAGACAUCAGUGGAAGGUUUGGCACAUGCUUAAACUAAAGACACUAAUUUCACUAAAAGUGAAUUAAGAAAAAUGAUAUCGCUGAUACAUGAGAUGUUUAACUUGUUGUUUCCUGACUGUGAAGUUCAAAUACAGUGAUUCCUCAACUGAUCAGGUUCACCUUUCACUUUCUUCUGGAUACAGUGCAGGAGUUUUUUACAUCAGCCUUAAUAUUUCAAAGCAGGGGUGUCCAAACCAGUCUUUAUGUGUGGCCCUUGCUAGAACAGUUUGGACAGGAUGGACGAGAGGAAUAAUACUGAUGUAAAUGAAAAUAAACAUGGUAAAGGUCGCAGAGGUGAAAGAGCAUACCCCCUCCGCAGCACCUCAAGUUAUUUAUUUUUGCAGUGAGCUGGUGCAGUUUCACUGUACAAGCCGUGUGUACUUGCUUGUGUUGGAUUAAGACGAACGUAUACAACUUGCAGAAUCAAUCAGGUCACCUUUUUUUCCGCCUCAUUGGCAGAGUUUGUUUUUCCCCAGACCUGGAGGCAUUGAACAUGUGCGCUGCCAAGAUAGGCAGUGUUUAUCUAAUGCAAGAUUCGAAGAUUCACCUCAAAAAAAUCACAUGCGGAAUACAAGUGAGGGAGAAACCGCAAAAUAAUAAAAGAGUGUGUUCUAUUUAGUAAGCUAAUGAAACAUUCAAAUUCAGUUUUUAUUAUUAUUAAACAUUGCUGAUGUGAAUAUUUCUACAAUUGUGGCUGACAGAAAUCUCAAUCAAAUAUGCGAAGAGUGUUCUGUCUUAUUAUUCUUGAGCAGAAUAUGAACUUGAAUAUGAGCACAUGAUGACAUGCCAUUGUCCAUUACUUUAACAGUCAGUCCUUUUUCUCUCCAAAAAAGUGCAGAUUACUUAGUUUAUUGACAGAGAAGACUCUGCGUGUGACUUCCCACCUCAAAGACCAGAGAAAAGCAAGACAGGCUUGUUUCCUUGAGGUUUGCAGGAUGAGACAAUCCUGCAUCACUCUGGUAGGUAGUAGAAACACACAGACACACAAAUGUUGCUGGGAAAGCAGAUGUCAAUGCAGAAGUAGACCAGUCUUUGCUUCCCUGGACCUGACAAACACAGAAAAUGUGGUCACUUUUAGACGGUGAAGAGUCAAGCUCAGCAAAACACAGAUGUGGGGAACAUGUCACGGAAAGAUCUGUCAGUCAGCAUUUCCAGCUUAAAUUGCUGUUUCAGAUGAAUAUUCUUUUUCAGCAUAUUGAUUCAUUCUGAGAUGUUUCAUUACAAAAACGCAUGUAUGAGAAUGAGGUAUCGUUGAGAUGUGAAGGGGUCGAGUGGAAUAUAUUUCUCAAAAGAUUGAUGUCUGUUACAGUGUAAAGGUCAGUAUGGUGAGGGUCUGGUUUCUGCGCUACACUUGGCGCCACUGACCUUCCAGCUGGCCACUUUUCAGAUCUCUGCAUGCAGUGAUCCUCAUGUGAAAACAGUUCGAAACUGCAUUAAAUAUUAGCUUGUAGUCCCCAAAUAAACUUUUUU
Messenger RNA from Synchiropus splendidus (mandarinfish), 2689 nucleotides. It is a transcript of the gene mlst8, whose product is annotated as MTOR associated protein, LST8 homolog (S. cerevisiae). Gene Ontology annotation, molecular function: protein binding. Bases 138 to 1118 code for a protein of 326 amino acids. NCBI's taxonomy places the organism in Eukaryota, Metazoa, Chordata, Actinopteri, Syngnathiformes, Callionymidae. Gene Ontology annotation, biological process: TOR signaling; regulation of actin cytoskeleton organization. The transcript is spliced from 9 exons. Gene Ontology annotation, cellular component: TORC1 complex; TORC2 complex. The record is from RefSeq and is a predicted model, not a curated record.